ACAAACUCCUUAAAAAUGGAUGAAAUUAAGCUAUUUGGGACAUGGUCUAGUCCCUUUAGUUGCAGAGUGGAGUGGGCUCUGAAACUAAAGGGCAUAAAUUAUGAGUACAUAGAAGAAAAUAUCUACAACAAAAGUGCUCUGCUAUUACAAUAUAACCCGGUUCACAAAUUGAUCCCGGUUCUGGUGCAUAGGGGCAAGCCAAUUUGUGAGUCAAUGGUUAUAGUUGAGUACUUGGAUGAGACAUGGCCUGACCACCCGUUGCUGCCCACUGACCCUUAUGAGCGAGCCACUGCCAGAUUCUGGGUCGAUUUCAUUGGAACUGAUAAGAUUCCUAUAUGGAAAGUAUUCUGCACAAGUGGUGAAGAGCAAGAGAAGGCAGUGAAAGAAUGUUCGAAAAUGCUAACAAUUUUAGAAGAAGAAGCUCUAGGGAAGGAGAAUAAGAAAUUUUUUGGUGGAGAAAAAAUAGGUAUUGUGGAUAUUGCCUGUGGUGUGUGUUCUCUAUGGUUAGAAUUGAUAGAAGAAGUGGCUGGAAUUCAAAUUCUCCAACCUCACAAUUUUCCAAAUUUGCAUCAAUGGACUAUUAAUUUCAUGGAAGAACCAAGCAUUAAAGAAAAGCUUCCUGAUCGUGAGAAGUUGCUGAAUUUAUUUAAAAAUCUAAGGCCAAAAAUGUUAGAAGCAUCUAUCUCUAGUGGUUGAUGUGGGAGAAUUCUGAAAUAUAUGUUUGUGUUUUUAUAUAUGUUUGAUCAUCAAUAAAAUAAAUAAAUUACAGUGUUGUUACGAUA
Mercurialis annua (annual mercury) is the source of this 782-nucleotide messenger RNA. RefSeq names its product probable glutathione S-transferase. Gene Ontology annotation, biological process: glutathione metabolic process. Gene Ontology annotation, molecular function: glutathione transferase activity. The coding region runs from base 16 to 696 and encodes 226 amino acids. NCBI's taxonomy places the organism in Eukaryota, Viridiplantae, Streptophyta, Magnoliopsida, Malpighiales, Euphorbiaceae. The transcript is spliced from 2 exons. The record is from RefSeq and is a predicted model, not a curated record. Gene Ontology annotation, cellular component: cytoplasm.